Triticum aestivum (bread wheat) is the source of this 1574-nucleotide messenger RNA. RefSeq lists its product as uncharacterized. The coding region runs from base 1 to 1218 and encodes 405 amino acids. The transcript has a single exon. NCBI's taxonomy places the organism in Eukaryota, Viridiplantae, Streptophyta, Magnoliopsida, Poales, Poaceae. The record is from RefSeq and is a predicted model, not a curated record.
AUGCGACGUACCACGCACGCGCGCCCUAAUAAAAUAAAAAGACCAAGAAACCACACACGAUCGUCCAACGCAUCACCUCGCUACCCUCAAAAGAUGGCCGGCUGGACCUCCAUCCCGGCGGAGCUCCUCGCGGAAAUCUCCGGCCGCCUGCCAGGCAACGCGGACCGGAUCCACAUCCAUCAGGUAUGCUCCCACUGGCGCGCAUCCACUUCCCGGCUGGCCGCCUGCCGUCCAUGGAUCGUCGCCGGCCGCGAACCAUGGAGCCUGGUUGGCCCGGUCGGCGAACACUCGUUUUGGCUGCCCCUUGGCGGCCGACGGGUCUAUUUGAGCACGCCGGCGGGCCUACCAUACUGCUGCGGCACGCCCCUUGGCUGGCUUGCUCUCAUGGACAACCUGCAAUCCCCAACGCGGUUUGUCCUCCGGGAGCCCCUCUCCGAAGCUGAGAUCUUUCUGCCCUGUUUUCCCGCCGUUGUCCAAGUCUUCCUCUCAGGGGACCCGCUCACCUCGCCUGAUUGGAUGGCGAUCGCGAGCCAGAAGCUCUACACUACUGGCACUUGCAUGGGCCAGACGCUCUUCUUCUGGCGGCCUGGAGAUGCCGCAUGGACUAUGCAGCUCGAGCGGCCAAACGGCAGAAUCGAUAGCGCGGCAUUCCAUCAGGGGAAAUUCUACUUCACCGAGAUCGGGUGGACCCUUCACGUCUACGAUCUUGAUCGCUCCCCUCCCAAGCUUGUCCGGAGCACGUGCCUUUACAGUGCUCUGCGAGCGCGCCAUGGAUUCCGACAGUUCCCUGGCGGUGGCAGGCCGACGUGGUAUGUGGUCGCAUUCAAUGGCGAAUUGCUGCUGGUUGUGAUGUACCGGGCGCCCAACAUAAAGGCUGUCGAAGUUUACCGCCCGGAUUGGGCAGCGGAGCGCCUGGAGCUGCGGGAAAAGGUCACGGAUCUCGGCGAGUACUCGCUCUUCUUGGGCCGCGGUGACGCGUUUGCCCUCUGUGCAAAGGACUUUACUAUGAUCCGGAUAAAUUGUGUCUACUUUGUAGAGCACGAUACAGUCAAGCAUCAAGAUUGGGCUAUUGUGUUAGACUUGGGGUCAAAUGUUUUCCAACAAAUUCCAUAUCCCGGAGAGCAGAUGGAGAUGGAGGGCACGGGCAGAAGCAAUCACUGGACGGCGUAUUCGUGGUUCUGUCUCAGAAGACCCUUCUUGAAGGGUGAAUCCCAGUAAGGUAGAUCUUCACUGACCAUCUUAUUAUGUGAAAGUAACCGAAUCAGUAUUGGAGCAGCAACGGAGCUUCCCGUGUUUGAAUGAUCUAAACACCAACACGUAUGUCUUGUCACUUCAGAUCAUCAACCUUGUUCCUCCCAUGAAUCCUUGUUAAAUCAUGGACUCCAACAGCCCAAUUACUAACCCUUUGGCAUGGAAGUGUUAAGAGCUGAUUUAUAAUAGAUACCACCAUUGUAAAGUCGGAUAAUCCAGUGGACCACUAUUUUGUAUCUCUUGUUCUCUUACUAAUAAACUGUAAUUAUUCAGUCCAUUGGCAAGUUUGGCUCAUUCUUUUUACUGGCAACACUAGAAACAGA